UUUGAGUUAUUCUUAAUCAUUGGUUCAACCUGAUCUGUUUGUUUCUCUCUCUCUUCAACUUUUACCUCUAAACCUUUUUUUCCCUCUCGACAUUUGUUGGUUUAGUUUAAUUGUUUCAAAUCAUCUUUUCCAUUUUAAAUUAUGCGUGUGUUAAUUGUUUUAGUUUUGCUUUCUCUUAUUGUGUCCACUUUGGCUGAUGGUCAAAGAAAUGGACGUGGUCGUGCCCGUGGUCGAGGUAGAAAACAAAAGGGAAAUUGUCACCUCAAAGAAAUUGAUACUUGUAUUGGAAAAUUAGAUAAAUAUUCAAGUCGUAAUUCAUCUAAUCUUUUAACUUCAUCCCGUGGACUUGAUGAGAUUUGCACUAAUUCUCUUGAUGUUGUCACUUGUGUUCGUAAUUACAUGACAAAGUGUGGUACUCCACUUCAACGUGAACUUUUCGAGUUUGGAAUUGAACAAUUUUCUAAAUCAAUUGACCAAUUUUGUAAACCAGGACCUCUUCGUGAAGAAUUCUUAUCCAACUCACCUUGCAUUGUUAACAAAGUGAUAGCAAAAAAUAACUACAGAGAAAAGUGUGUCAACAACUUCCUCUCUACCAUAGACAAGACCAAUAAGCAAAAAGAGUUGGAUGAAAGGUUGGACACUAUCUGCUGUUCAUACAACCGCUGGGAGGGAUGUGCCUUCAGUUUAAUCAAGAAAGAGUGUGGAGAACAGGGUAAAACAUCAAUGCACAAUUUCAUCGACAAAGCAUUUGGAGGGCUAACAAACAUGAUCUGUUCAUCAACUGCUUUCGAUCCAACAUCCCAACGAUGUAAUUCACUUUAUGCUGCACCAGGAAUUAAACCCAAAGGAAAAUUAAGUGAUAAUCCAGUUACUAAAUACAUUGCAUCAUACUUUGGAUUCCUAUUCACCUGAAUUAUUUAAACAGAAUCAAAACCCACCUAUAAAAAGAUCACCUUUUUUUUAUACUAAUACUUUUUUUUAAAAAAACAACUUCAUCUUGAACACCCUUCCUAGGUUGAGAGGUCAUCCCCACAUCAAUGUGACCUUUGACUAUCCAAUGUUUUUGGUAUAUAUUUGCUUCACCAUCACUAAAAGUGUGCUUUUUAAACGUUUACCGUACACACGACCACUCAAAAAAAAAACAACCUCGACCUGAGUCGAAAUAAAUUUCUAACUAAAUUUUAGUUACAAAAAAACAAA
Panonychus citri (citrus red mite) is the source of this 1200-nucleotide messenger RNA. RefSeq lists its product as uncharacterized. The record is from RefSeq and is a predicted model, not a curated record. The transcript has 5 exons. The coding region runs from base 142 to 912 and encodes 256 amino acids. NCBI's taxonomy places the organism in Eukaryota, Metazoa, Arthropoda, Arachnida, Trombidiformes, Tetranychidae.